UUCAGUACCCAGCCCAUACAAAUCGAAGAUAUAAAAUGGGCUGAAUUGGAGCAUUGAAAUCAUAACACACUUUGCCACCUUUUGGAGCAUUUCAGUCCCAAAGAAAAACAAGCCUAAAUCAAUCAAUAUGUUCAAAUACACCGUCGUCAUCUUCGCUGUGAUUGCCUGUGCUGUAGCCAAGCCUGCUCCAGGACUUCUUGCUUCACCAUUUGCAUACUCUGCUCCAUUGGUUGCUGCUGCUCCAGGAGUUGUCACUGCCACUAGUAGCCAAGUGAUCGCAAGGAACUACAAUGGAAUCGCCACCGCUCCAGUUUAUGCUGCCGCUCCAGUUGCCAAAUUCGUUGCUGCUCCCGUUGCUGCUCCAUUAGCUGCUGCUCCAUUGGCAGCCAAGUAUGUAGCCUCACCUUUCGCUAGUCCAUUGGCUUACUCAGCUCCAUUGGCUGCUGCUCCCUUCGGAUAUGCUUCUGCAUACGGAUACGCGUCUCCUUUCAGUUACGCUUCAGCUCCUUUGAUCCUGUAAGGAUGUUAAUGAUGUGAUGAUAACGGAAAUAAAUGAAUAAUAUUUGAUACGAACAAAAAUA
Eupeodes corollae is the source of this 581-nucleotide messenger RNA. RefSeq names its product cuticle protein 16.5-like. The coding region runs from base 128 to 520 and encodes 130 amino acids. The record is from RefSeq and is a predicted model, not a curated record. The transcript is spliced from 2 exons. NCBI's taxonomy places the organism in Eukaryota, Metazoa, Arthropoda, Insecta, Diptera, Syrphidae.